AUGGCUACCUCGAAUGAGCACAGACGAGUAACAAAGAGAUCGUCGAACGCCUGCUCCAGAUGUCGAAGGCAGAAGAUCAAGUGCUCCGGCCAGCAGCCUUGUGCGAACUGCGGCAAGCGAAAUUUGACCUGUAUUUUCGAUGAUCGAGACAACAAGGUUUUGGUAACCCAAGGCUACCUCUCCGACCUCCAGGCCAAGGUAGCACAACUUCAGAACGCAAGCAAUGCAUCCUCUGCUAUCAAUCCGUUGCUAGAAGAGGAUCGAGAUGCCCGGGCACGGGCAGAGAGGAGUCUUUCUCCUGGUGAGACACCAAGGCGGUCAGCUCAGCCCAGCGGCGGAGGCACUCGAGAGAGCACACCAGGGACAGAUGGCCCACGCGAGACUGCAAAUCUGACAAACCCUCUUACUGAGACACCUUCUAGAUACAUGGCAGCUUCUAACGGACAGACUUUCUACAUGGGUACCUCGUCCAACUGGUCUUUUCACGGACAAGUCCUGAGCCUGGUGCACGAACACAUGCACAAGUCGCCUCUUCCAGCUGCAGACCUACUGUUCGACGGAUCCGCGUACAAUCUCCUCUGGGACGGUACUCGCAGCUUACCCGAAUCUGCUUCCCCCGUAAUCCCAAGCAUAGACCACGCUAUCUUCCUGAUCAACGCAGUCAAAUUCCACUGCGCGCAGAUGAUGCAUCUCUUCGAAGAAGACGAGUUCAUGUCCAACCUACAUGCUUUCUACACAAGCAUAGGUGACAAAGCUAUCUGGAAUGAGAGCCUCUGGUACAUCCACUUCCUGCUCAUUAUAGCUUUUGGUAAGACGUUCGUUCAGCAGAAGAACCGUUCACCAAGACCGCCUGGUGCGGACUUGUUCACAUACGCCUUGCAGCUUCUUCCAGAUACGAACAAGCUCUGCCGGGACCCCAUCGUAGCGACGGAGGUGCUGUGCUGCAUUGCGCUGUACCUGCAAGCGCUUGACUCCCGCAAUGCUGCACACGUCACGAUCGGCCAAGCUAUGCGGAUUGCUCUUAUACAAGGAAUGCACACAGACAUGCCAGUGAUGAAUCUGGGCGACGUUGUUGUCCAGCGCUGUCGCAAGAUCUGGUGGACCAUCUUCAUUCUAGACCGUCACAUGACCUCUUUGAUGGGGCUGCCGCAAUCGAUCCGUGACGAAGACGUAUCCUGUCAACUACCUAACUACCAAAACUCACCUCAGCGAGCAGCUGCACUGAAUAUGCAGAUCAAGCUUGCCAAAAUUCAUACUGAUAUUGCCAAUACUGUGUAUGGCUCCAAAGGCAGGCUUCGCAAAAAAUUCGUACUAAGCAUCAAGACGGUGCUUGACAACCUAGCUGGACUAGCAGAAGAGCUCCGCACUUCAUUUCCCUUGCAUGCUGACGAACGUUUUGGCGGCAUUUCUAGACUACCGGCGCAUUCUCAUUUAUACUAUUACCAGACCAUCGUUGUUGUCACUAGACCGUUGUUGUUCUGCUGCAUGAAGAAGGUCUUCGAAUCACCACAGCAGGUAGUGCCUUUGAUCUCUUCACCCAAAAUUCGAAAGGUACUGCACGUGGCCCUAGAAGCAUCACAGAAAAUUCUGGUGAUACUCGAAAGCCUUCAGGAUCAGGGUCUACUGGAAACAUUUCUUCCGUGGGACCUGGACGCCCUUUUCGUAUCGACCAUGGUCCUCAUCGUAACUCGUUUCGUUGACCCGAGCCUGCUCGACGACCGAACCCUUUGGCUGGACACAGCGUUUUCGCUGAUGGAAACCAUGAUAGCUGGCGGCAACCGCAUCGCGGAUUACCGGAUGCACGAGCUGCGCAGGCUUGAGGAGAUGCUAGUAGAAUAUGCAGCAAUGCAGGAGCGACCACCAACGAUGGAGGCGUUCAACCAGCAGCAGCUCGCUCAACUCAACACAAACAUGAACCAGACCGGUUCAGGAAUACGUGAUGAAUCCUCUAGCGCAAAACAAAUGUUUGCCUCACCAGAUGGGGGUCCCCUGUACUCAGGGUUCAGCGACGAGGGCAGUGGCUUUGGUGACGAUCUCACGGCCGAGCAGAUUCUGGCUGUUGCCGAGUCUAUGGAUAUUGAAGGGACUGAUUGGCUUUCUUUUGGCGUUCUCGACAACUACCAACCUUUGGAGAUGGUGGACCCACAGAUGCAGUAA
Messenger RNA from Ascochyta rabiei, 2157 nucleotides. RefSeq lists its product as uncharacterized. Gene Ontology annotation, biological process: regulation of DNA-templated transcription; DNA-templated transcription. The coding region runs from base 1 to 2157 and encodes 718 amino acids. Lineage: Eukaryota; Fungi; Ascomycota; Dothideomycetes; Pleosporales; Didymellaceae. The transcript is spliced from 6 exons. Gene Ontology annotation, molecular function: DNA-binding transcription factor activity, RNA polymerase II-specific; DNA binding; zinc ion binding. The record is from RefSeq and is a predicted model, not a curated record.